Clarias gariepinus (North African catfish) is the source of this 688-nucleotide messenger RNA. It is a transcript of the gene tmem230a, whose product is annotated as transmembrane protein 230a. The transcript has 4 exons. Gene Ontology annotation, cellular component: endomembrane system; synaptic vesicle. Gene Ontology annotation, biological process: synaptic vesicle transport. The record is from RefSeq and is a predicted model, not a curated record. The coding region runs from base 143 to 508 and encodes 121 amino acids. Lineage: Eukaryota; Metazoa; Chordata; Actinopteri; Siluriformes; Clariidae.
UCACAAACCAGGAAGUAAACAAUGUAAAGAAUGUAGAGCUCUGGCUAACACAGGCCUGUUAUUCUGUUAAAAAUACCAUUAAUAUUUUGUGAAAAUAAAAAAGAAAUCCUACUUCUGGACUCCUGCAACAUAAAACGAAGUCAUGAUGCCCGCUCGGAGCAUUUCAGCCAGCGGUGGAAACUCUAACAAUAAAGUGAAAUAUUCCCGGCUAGCUGGCAGCGAUGAAGGUUACAUCGAUCUUCAGUUCAAGAGAAGUCCGCCCAAAGUCCCGUACAAGGCCAUUGCUCUGGCGACGUUCCUCUUCCUGGCCGGGACGAUCCUAAUCAUUAUAGGCUCUCUGCUCCUCACCGGGUAUCUUCACGUCGAGAAUCCAGACAGGACGAUUCCCGUUCUCAUCAUCGGCGUGCUCAUCUUCCUCCCUGGCUUUUAUCACCUGAGGAUCGCCUACUACGCCUCCAAAGGUUACCGCGGAUACUCUUACGAGGACAUCCCGGAUUUUGAAGACUGAUCCCGAUUCGUCCUGAAAUGGUGUUACACAAGCUGCAUGAUGCUUCAUGAUGAUUUUUACCUCCCUCCCUCCCUGAGCAGAGCCGGUGAUGAGGAUGAGCCACACGUCUGCUGCGUCGUAAAUCCGUUAUGCAAUAUAUAUAUAUAUAUAUAUAUAUAUAUAUAUAUAUAUAUAUAUAUA